This is a messenger RNA of Rotaria sordida, 804 nucleotides long. The record is from the annotation of a GenBank genome assembly. Lineage: Eukaryota; Metazoa; Rotifera; Eurotatoria; Philodinida; Philodinidae.
AUGUACGCAUUUACGACUCAAGCUUGUUCAGCACUUGUACAUAAAUUUGACGCUAAUAUUUGCUCAUCUCUUAAUCCAUCUGAAACAGAACCAUCUACGCAUUCACCUAUUCGAAACAGCAAUAAAAUAAAAAACGAAAUAAGAAGAGAAGAAGUGCAGAACACUGAAAUAAUUGUGUCUUCUGACAUUUCAACAUCAAGCGAAGAACAAAGAGAAACAACAAUGGGCAAUAAAGCAUUAAAAGAAAAAAGGAAAAAGGCAAAUUUUACUGAACUUACUGAUAAUCAAAUUGAAAUACUUAUUUCAUCAACGAAUUUUUCAGCUGAACAAAUUCGUGAAUGGCAUCAAAAUUUUAUACGCGAUUAUCCAUCAGGUAAACUUGAUCGAAAACAAUUUAUUGAAGUUUAUCGAAAAUUUUAUCCACAAGGAAACGCAACCAAUUUUUGCUCAUUAGCAUUCAAAGCAUUCGACAAAGAUAAAAAUGGUAUUAUCGAUUUUAAUGAAUUUCUAACAGCUAUUGUGUUGACUAUGAGUAGUGAACUAAAAGAUCGUCUUGAUCUUGCCUUUUCAAUGUAUGAUAUCAAUGAUAAUGGUUCACUUGAUAAAAAAGAACUAACUGAAAUUAUAAAAUUAAUUUAUGAAGUAAAUGGAAAAAGGAAACUUAAACAAGAUCUUAAACCACAAGAUCUAGCUCAUAUGAUUAUUGACAAAUUUGAUAUUGAUGGUGAUCGAAAACUUUCUCGACAAGAAUUUAUUGACGGAUGUUUAAAAGAUUCUCAAUUACGAAGAUUACUUACACCAUGA